Messenger RNA from Brassica napus (rape), 870 nucleotides. RefSeq names its product phosphatidylinositol N-acetylglucosaminyltransferase subunit P. The transcript has 2 exons. Lineage: Eukaryota; Viridiplantae; Streptophyta; Magnoliopsida; Brassicales; Brassicaceae. Bases 215 to 730 code for a protein of 171 amino acids. The record is from RefSeq and is a predicted model, not a curated record.
AAACAGAAGUAUAUGAUGUAACCAGAGCUUGAGUGAAUAAGUUAGAUUUUUAAGAGAUUUGAUUUUUUAUUUGAUUAUUAGAUCAUUAAAACAGAAGUAUAUGAUGUAACCAGAGCUUGAGUGAAUAAGUUAGAUUUUUAAGAGAUUUGAUCAUUGUGUUGGUUGUCUAUCUAAUGAUUUUUCAGUGGCUUCCUUUGUCUUCUAAACAUAAGACAUGGAGGAAGCUCAUUUAGUUAAUAGUCCAAGACUAGUUCUAACCUUCUCCAAGAGAAAGAAGCAAAAGCCUGAUUUUCAGGAUUCAGACAUGAUAAGGUCAUCUCCGUUCAGAACAUCACAAGUGCAUGGACCUAAACACUCUGAGGUGUAUGGUUUUGUUGGGUCCAUAUCCACUGUUGUAGCCACAGUGAUCUUCUUGAUAUGGGCAUAUGUACCAGAUAAACUGUUGGAGUCUAUACGGAUCCGUUACUACCCAAGCAGGUAUUGGGCAUUGGCUACGCCGACGUAUCUGAUGAUGACUUUGCUGUUAGGUUUGGCGUUUUAUAUUGGUCUCAACUUCACCACCACUCCACACCCAACCUCUCUCAAUACCUUGUUUGAUGAGUACAGCCGAGAACUUGGGGAGUUUGAUCCUCAGAUGGAGGAAGAGGAUGAGAGGCCUAUAGGUCCAACCUCUGACAUUGAUAUUACAAGUAUCAGUGAUGUCAUGUUCAGUUCAAGUGAUUUCAUGUAGCCUACAUGAUGUAGUAUAUAGCUUUUCAUUGUUUUGGUUUCACUAUGCUGAUAGUAGAUUUUGGGGGCUAUGGACAAUUUUUUGUAGUUUUUUACAAUUUUGGAAAUAUAUAUUUAUGAACAUUAUUUUUUGAAUUUUUG